AUGGCCGUAGAUAAGUCCGCUUAUCCUGCGUCCUGCGACCUGCGUCCUGCGACCUGCGUCAUGCGUCAUGCGACCUGCGUCAUGCGACCUGCGUCAUGCGACCUGCGUCUUGCGUCCUGCGUCAUGCGACCUGAGACCUGCUACCUGCGUUAUGCGACCUGUGUCAUGCGUCAUUCGUCCUGCGACCUGCGUCCUGCGACCUGCGUCAUGCGACCUACGACCUGCGUCAUUCGUCCUGCGACCUGCGUCAUGCGACCUGCGUCAUGCGACCUGCGUCAUGCGACCUGCGUCAUGCGACCUACGACCUGCGUCAUUCGUCCUGCGACCUGCGUCAUGCGACCUGCGUCAUGCGACCUACGACCUGCGUCAUGCGACUUGCGUCCUGCGUCAUGCGACCUGCGUCAUGUGUCCUGCGUCCUGCGACCUGCGUCAUGCGACUUACUACCUGCGUCAUGCGACCUACGACCUGCGUCAUGCGACUUGCGUCCUGCGUCAUGCGACCUGCGUCAUGUGUCCUGCAUCCUGCGACCUGCGUCCUGCGACCUGCGUCAUGCGACCUACUACCUGCGUCAUGCGACCUACUACCUGCGUCAUGCGACCUGCGUCCUGCGUCAUGCGUCCUGCGACCUGCGUCCUGCGACCUGCGUCCUGCGACCUGCGUCAUGCGACCUACGUCCUGCGACCUGCGUCAUGCGACCUGCGUCAUGUGUCCUGCGUCCUGCGACCUGCGUCAUGCGACCUGCGUCAUGCGUCCUGCGACCUACGACCUGCGUCAUGCGACCUGUGUCAUGCGUCAUGCGUCCUGCGACGCAUAGAGCAGCAAGUUCUGCGACCUGCGUUCUGCAACCUGCGUCAUGUGACCUGCAUCCGGCGUCCGGCGACCUGCGAAAUUAA
Carassius auratus (goldfish) is the source of this 894-nucleotide messenger RNA. Its product is annotated as salivary glue protein Sgs-4-like. The coding region runs from base 1 to 894 and encodes 297 amino acids. The transcript has a single exon. Lineage: Eukaryota; Metazoa; Chordata; Actinopteri; Cypriniformes; Cyprinidae. The record is from RefSeq and is a predicted model, not a curated record.